GGUAUAUGCGCUCGCAGAUGUCAUGUGAAACCCCGCGUGCUGGCCUUACCGCACAACUGAAGAGUCCGAGCACCGCUUCACGCACCUCUGGAAUGGUUUUGCACAGUAGUCUCCCGCUUUGACGAGACCAAACUUCAACACCGAGGAUUUUGUUUUUUUUACUCUGGUUUGUGUUUGUUACUUCAUGACUGAAGCGUUCGGGAGCGAGUCGCCACCACUAUGCGAGCCCAAAUUGAAGUCAUACCAUGCAAAAUCUGUGGAGACAAGUCAUCAGGCAUCCACUAUGGAGUCAUCACAUGUGAAGGCUGUAAGGGUUUCUUCAGGCGCAGUCAACAGAACAAUGCGUCCUACUCUUGUCCCCGUCAGCGCAACUGCCUGAUCGACCGAACAAAUCGCAACCGCUGCCAGCACUGUCGGCUCCAAAAGUGCCUGGCUCUGGGCAUGUCCCGGGAUGCUGUUAAGUUUGGCCGCAUGUCCAAGAAGCAGAGGGACUCUUUGUACGCAGAGGUUCAGAAACACCAGCAGAGGCUGCAGGAGCAGCGGCAGCAACAGACGGGCGAAGCGGAGGCCCUCGCCCGUGUUUACUCCUCCAGCCUCACCAAUGGCCUCAGCACCCUCAACCACGAGAUUGGGGGGACGUACGCCAACGGUCACGUCAUAGACAUGCCCAAGGGUCAGCCGAACGGCGCUCCCGGUGGCUACUACGGCAUGGAUUCCACGCAGGCCAGCCCGGAUCAGUCAGGACUGGACAUGACUGGAUUGAAGCAGAUCAAACAGGAACCCAUUUACGAUCUCACCCCUGUUUCCAACCUUUUCACCUACGGCUCCUAUCAAGACAGCCAACUAGCACCUGGAGUGUCUAUGGGGGAAUUAGACCGAAUUGCACAGAACAUCAUAAAGUCCCACCUGGAGACGUGUCAGUACACAGCGGAGGAGCUUCAGCAGCUAGCCUGGCAGACGCACUCCUAUGAAGAGGUCAAGAUGUACCAAAGCAAGACACGGGACGUGCUGUGGCAGCAGUGUGCUUUACAGAUAACUCAUGCCAUUCAGUAUGUGGUAGAGUUUGCAAAGCGCAUCACUGGCUUCAUGGAGCUUUGCCAGAAUGACCAGAUAUUACUACUCAAAUCAGGUUGUCUGGAAGUAGUGCUGGUCAGAAUGUGCCGGGCAUUCAACCCGCUCAACAACACGGUUCUGUUUGAGGGGAAAUAUGGAGGCAUGCAGAUAUUUAAAGCUCUAGGCUGUGACGACCUGGUCAGUGCAGUGUUUGACUUUGCCAAGAGUCUGUGUUCACUGCAGUUAACGGAAGAGGAGAUCGCCCUGUUUACUGCUGCAGUGCUAAUUUCUACAGACCGGCCGUGGUUAAUGGAGCCCAGGAAAGUGCAGAAGCUACAAGAGAAAAUCUACUUUGCCCUGCAGCACAUCAUGCAAAAGAACCAUCUGGACGAGGACGUGCUGGCCAAGCUGAUUAGCCGGAUCCCCACGCUGUCGGCUCUGUGCACUCUCCACACAGAGGAGCUUCAGGCCUUCCAGCAGCUCCACCCAGAGACAGUUAACAUGCUGUUUCCCCCCCUCUAUAAGGAGCUUUUCAAUCCCGAUGCCGCUGGCAUCAUGCCCAAAUGACCGCACACGUUCACACGCACACUUCGCAUACUCGUUCAUUCAAUAACCGGAGGUGUUGCAGAGGAUGAGCACUGUGUCGCAAGCAUCCGCAGAUUUUGCCGCCACAACAAACAAAAAAACUCGAGGAAUGUCCUGCACUUCAAAAAUCCAAUUCAAUUUCACCGGUACAGUCAUAAGAAUGUAUAUAUGCGCCAGCAGCAAAAGGCGCCUUCCGUUUGACCAGAAAUGUACAGACUUUAGGACAAUUUAAGCCGUCUUUAAAUUGGGUAAGUUAAUUUGUUUGUUUGACUUUUCUCGCUCUCUCUCUUUUUUUUCUCUUUUCUUUUUACAAAAUAUUGUUAUAUUGAAAUGAGAAGGUGGGGAGUGCAUUCAAAAUGAUAAUGUAGUCUUUCUCUAGUACAAAGCGGUAUUCCAGUAUUAAAUCUUGUUCUGUUAAUAUUUUAGUCAUAAUUUAAAAACAACAGUGGUCUGAAAGGCCCGUACCUUGUCUAUGUAAUUUUUCGUAUUUGUUUUGUAGUUUUACCUGUACAGAAUAUGUGAAGUUGAAACUGGUAUAAGGUUAACGGGGGACUAAAUUAGUUUGGCCACGUUUAAAAGCCUUGUCUGGGCUCUGUAGAUAUGUAUAAAUGGCACCACAACAUUAAUCCUACAACUAAGGAUUUUUGAAGUGGAAAAAUAAUUGAUAAUGGAUACUUUUCCAUACAAAAGUAUAGAGAUAUAUAUUUUACAAAAAAAUUGUAUGGCUGAUUACCAUCUUGUCAGUCAUAGUUGCAAUAACAGUUGCUGUAACUGCUGAAAAACAAUCCGGUCAAAUGUGACUUUAUGGAAAGCCCUCAGAACUGCUUCAAAAUUCUGUUUUUACUGCCACACUGCCAAAACUAAUAUAGCACUAGUGUAGUUGAGCUGCAGCCGUCUGUCUGGGAAGACAUAAAUCACUAGUACAUGAUCAUUUACUGCCACUGAUAAGAAGUCAAACUCAACUCUUUUCUGCCACAUUCAUAGACUAUUCUCUGACUUUAGCAAUAAUGUCUAUUAUGUCAUUACAUGCCUAGGUCAGGCUGGGUCUGUGGUAUUCUUAACCUUAUGCUAAAUGUAAAGCACUCAUCCUUAUUUUCAACAUCAAUUCAUUAAUGUUGUCUGUGUUUCUGGCAAAGCAUAAUUCAAGAUAAAAAUCAGUCAAUACCAAAAAUGACGUUUUUCAAAGAAAACAGUCAUGGAAUUUAAGCGAUCAAUUGGAACAUUGACUUGUUUAAAAAAAUAUAUAUUUCAGACAUUCCAUUGGAUUUUUUAAAUCAUGUUUUGGAACUAAUCCUGAAAGAUCACAAUCAAAUCGUAAUUCCUAUAUAAAUUAAAUUCCUAGUGAAUAAACGGAAAUUUCUAUUUUUUAUGUUCUUAUUUAUGUAUUUAUUUUAUUUAUUUAUAAACUUUUUCAACACAAAGUGCUACAUUUACAAAAUAAAAAAGGAAUAUCGUUCUGAUUAGGUGAUUGUCUUGGAGUUUAUCUGGUUACGAAACAAUUUUAGCAAAGCAGGUUUAAAUACGACAUUCUUAGACAGUCAUUCUUAAACAACCACUUAGAAGUUUCCUGUAACUCAAUAUUGCUGAGCAUCCUUAACUUGCUGUAGUCCACUGUUUGUAAAAAUCUUAAUGCAAUUGGGAAAUGACAAUCAUCUUGACUACUCAUAUUGCAGUAUAGAACAACAAAAUGCAGCUACAGUAGGAAGACUAGUAGUUCUACGAGGGCAGUUUGGGUUUGGACCCUUUCGGUCCAAGGUAAAUCUUGUAAAGUAGCACCUCAUACCACCAGGUGGAGACACUGGGAGCGCUUUUCCCUCUUCUCUUGACCUGUACUCACAGGAUGUAAAGCCAUGUCAGUUUCUUAUGAAGGAAAGAACACAAACACUCAAGCUAGGAGUUGACAUGCGGUUAUACCGAUCAGUGAAUUUUUAGUACGUCUUGAUGCAUUUAUAUUUUGAAAUGCACUUGAAAGCACUUAACAAUGAAGGAUUAAUAACUACAGAUGGUAUUGGUAUUUAAUACAUGCACAAAUGUAGUCUGCUGAGAAGCAAUCAUGCCACCUGUUCAAGUCCUCCUACUGAACCAAACGCUCUCAGCCCAAUUUUAGGGAUUUUUUCCAAUUCCUUCAGUGUCAGUUUCCUGUUCAAGACAAUCAUUUCUGGGUGCAGUUUUUUCCUGGCACCCAUCUCAGGGACUUCUCUUUUAAUGUUUUCAAUAGAAAGAGAGUACAAUUUUAAAAAAAUAUGGACAUUUUUAGGGAAUAAAAUACAAUCACAGCGGUUUCUUCACAUACAAAACCAACCCAGACAAGGCUUUGGUGUGUGUGUGUGUGUGUGUGUGUGUAUAAAGCGUAUAUCCAUCGUUGAGAGGUGAAACAAGCUCGACUGCAGAACAGGCCUCGCUGCACUGCAUCGCUUGUUGCAGCAAACAGCUCUCUCUCUCUCUCUGUAAAUAUCAAUGUGCAGCAGUGUACUAGCAACGGUGCCUGUGCUCCAAAUUAAAACAUUGUAAUUAUUAAGCAUCUCCUGAAAUGAAAUGGAUUUUAUGUAAGUUAAGACUAUUUAUACAGAGCAUGAAUAAGCUGCUCUCUAUCUAUUUCUAUGCUCAUUACAGAAAAUGGAUUCAGUCAGAAAUCAUUUUAAACUUAUGAUGAAGGCUUUUUUUUUUGUAUUAGACUGUGAAUUGAGGGCGAGAGGAAUUUGUAUCUAUAUGAGAACACUGUUAGGUACUGUAGCAAUAACUGGAAGCAUUUACUACAGUCAUCUUUGCAUUCUAAGAUUAUUUUAAUUUUAUUAUAAUUCUAUUAUUAUUAGCCUAUUGUUCAGUUAUUCUUGCAUGCCGGUUCAUAAUAAUGAAACCUUUGGGCUUUUGUGUUUUUUAUGUGUUGAUGAUGAAGGGUGGGCAAUGGGGAGGGCGUGGAGUUGGGCUCGGGCUCGUUUUAUUCUGAAUGUUUCUGGGUUGGUGUUGACGGAACACAACACACCCUGUUCAUUCUGUUCGCGGACACAGACAUAAGCACAAAGUAUUUCUUAAUGUGAAGGAAUAAAAUAAUACAAAGGCAUUGAAGGUCAAAACAUACUUUAUGCAAGUGCGUGAACGCGGACGCAAGCUUGUUGCGCACGAGGCGUUAUGGUGGGAAUUUUUCUUUGAGGACAAAUUCUGUUAUGUGGGACAGUUAGUUAACCGUUAGUUAACGUCUGUUUAUUACAACUUAACCUGAAUAAUAACAUCUGGGUUUCUGUCAGAGACAUCUGAAUGUCAACGCAAGAGCUCACGUUGGCAGUGCGUCGAUUAAGUGCUUGCGUCUGCGCAUGCGUACUUUGAGUAUGUUUCGACCCUUACAAAUGUGACCCUGGACCACAAAACCAGCCAUAAGGGUCUUA
Molecule: messenger RNA, 5021 nt
Organism: Sinocyclocheilus grahami
Lineage: Eukaryota; Metazoa; Chordata; Actinopteri; Cypriniformes; Cyprinidae
Gene: rorb
Product: RAR-related orphan receptor B
Exons: 10
Coding region: 220-1620 (466 amino acids)
Biological process (GO): regulation of transcription by RNA polymerase II
Cellular component (GO): nucleus
Molecular function (GO): RNA polymerase II cis-regulatory region sequence-specific DNA binding; nuclear receptor activity; zinc ion binding
Source: RefSeq, a predicted model, not a curated record